Molecule: messenger RNA, 678 nt
Organism: Bombyx mandarina (wild silkworm)
Lineage: Eukaryota; Metazoa; Arthropoda; Insecta; Lepidoptera; Bombycidae
Product: small integral membrane protein 8
Source: RefSeq, a predicted model, not a curated record
GUUAGAAAAAAAUUUUUGAAUCGCCUUACGACUUCCAUUCAUAGAAAAUAUCAUAUUUUGUAAACAAUGUCAAAACCACACGAUGAUAAACCUGGCGAGGGUUUGCGAUCUAUGCGAUCAACUACAGCAUUUAGAGUGGUCAAUUUUGAACUAUACGCAAAACCCAAUAUAGUCAUAAUGAGCAUAGGACUGACAUGCUUUGGUUUGGCUCUAGGAUACAUUGCAUACAUGCGACAAAAAUAUGAAUCAAUGGGAUAUUAUUCUGCUAUUGAUAAAGAUGGAAAAGAGAUUUUUGAAAAGAAGAAAUCAAAAUGGGAUUGAAAUUAUAGAAUUUGUAAAAAUUGUAAAUAACUAUUAAUAUAUUGUAGUAAUAAAUAAUGGUUAAAAUAACAACAAUUUUCCUCAUACAAAAAAAGCACCACAUAAUUGAAUUUGGGGAUUUGAAACCUCUGGAACUUAAAUGGGAAGAAGCUUUUAAUAAAAUAAUACAUCAAUUGCAAGCACAUAAAUAAUGUAACUAGUAGACAUAGUUAACUUUCGUCUGCCCUCCAUACUAUCGUGUAUCACUAAUGUUGGUUUUAGUAAUCCAUCCAAAUCAGCUAAGAAUUACAGUAAAUAUUUGUCUCAUUUAAAUCUCUUUGUGGUCUAAUUAAGAUUUAACAUCUAAUAAGCUAUUUA